AUGCGUUCCACGCAUCAGAAGCUGCUCUUCCAUGCACUUGAGGUCUGGGACAAAGACCACUGGUCGGCGGCGUCCUCAACCUCUCUCGGGCUUGCCAUUAAUAUGGGGCAUGAUGGGGAUAUAUGCCCUUGUGCAAAGUUGCCCUCAUGGCACACUAACAACAACGACGCCGACGAUUGGAUGGAUGUAGACGACGCCGACAAUGGUGAAGAUAUCCACGCCGACAACACCACAAAGAAGACCCUUGCACAAGAAAUCAUGGACUACCGCCGAGGGACACCGCUCCAACUGUACGCCGACGACACCACAGAGCGACGCCGACCACAAGUAGCACACAUAACUGUGAUAGAUGUAUCUGGCGUCUACGAACUACCCAUCAACUGGUGUCAAUGCGAGCCCAUGGCCGCCCAUCACAAGCAACUCCUUGACAUGAGGUUAUAUCCCGGUUCUCAAAAGGCACCUAGGACGGCAUUCACAUUUGAUGUUCUUAACGACUUUAUGGUGGCAAACUUGGAGACGAAGGUCGCUCCCAAUGCAUACUGGAGGCGUCUGAUGCGAGUCACAAACACUAUCCAUCCGGAUGUAAUCCCAGAUCGGUACCGUGAACUGACGCGGUGUGCACGCCAGUGGCUAAGGCUGACAACGCGGCAACAACAUGGACAUGGCUAUGGUCUGCAUGAUGAGGAAACAGCGGUAGGAUCACUGGCACCCUUCUGCAUGGCAUGCCCGCAGCCAGGCAAGAACCUGCCUGAGGAUUGGAAGAAUACUGGACCAAAGUGGAUGCAUUAUCAGCAUCUUGUGCUUGAUGGGAAUUUCAAGCAGCAAAACCUUCACAUGCGGCGUCCAGAAAACGACGUAGGGUUUGCCGACGGUCUGGCAUACACCGUCAACAAGGAGAAGUACGAGGCGCACUUGGCUAGUACAGAGAAUAACUAUGCGAGGUCAACUUGCAAUAAUCACCGAGCGGUACAAUCCAAGCGGCAUACCAACCACCUACAGUCGACUGGCAUUGUCUCUGUAGCCUGUGCCAGGCAUGGUGGGUUUGUCCCCAAUGCGACCGCCGACUUGAAGGCUGGAGAGAAGCAAGCAAAUUCUGACGCCGUCGCCUCAAAUGCGGGUUGGCAGUGGCCCCUACUUCUCGGCAUCAUUCUGUAUUAUGACAUCAUGUGUCAGUACAUCAUCAACUUCGCCAAGCGCAUGAAGAAAAGCAAACAUUUGUCCUGGCCAGAUGGGGUGGAGCUUAUCCCUGCAAUCGGUCUCUUCCACGUCCAUGGUCACAAGGACGAGUGCGUCGCUAAGUUCUCGCCUACGUUUAUUGAAGGUACUGGCCACGUCGACGGUGAAAUCCUUGAGACCCUCUGGGCGGCAUUGAAUGACAUUGCGGCAAGCACUUUGAAUAUGUCGACAUCCUGGCGGGUGGACGUUCUCAAUGCUCACAUGCGAUGGUCUAACCUUCGUAAAAUAAUGGAAAUCGUCAAGACGAUCAGCCUACGAUGGAAGAAAGCCUUGCAGCGCUAUGCCGACGCUCUCGAAGACUAUAACGAUUUCACUGCUGUCUGCCCGGAAGACAAGGUCCAAGAGUGGAAGGUUCUCAUUAAGAAAGCGUACGCCGCCCGCCACAAAAACCUGGAUGCAAACAAGCUCUUUGAGGUCAAGAUCGGCAAGCUUCCGAGUCGUGCGGCAUGCUCAGAAAAGAUCUCCAAGACACAUUCGCAGCGGAAGAACGGCGUCUCGAUGCAACCUGAAGGAGCUGCGAACACGAGUGCCCCGCCAUUGCAGACUCACGCCGCCAAAGACCCCAUGGCUGACAUUAUCCGCUGGAUGAACCUGGGAAUUGAUAUUGAAGAGUAUCAGCUGAGGAUCCAAACGUUUAUCCGUGAAAUGGGGCGGCGUGUUCAGCGUGGUGACCCAGCUAAGCUGGAGUCAGAUCGGCGUAACCUCCUCACAAUGAUCGACACAUUUUUAGAGGAUGCAUCUACCUAUAUGGGUGAUCUUGUGAUUGGCCAUGACAACUCCACUUCCAUCACUCUGGAUAUAGCUGGUGGCAAUAACACCGACGUAAUAUGGGACAGUGAGCUCCACGCCGACUCUGACAUGGCAAAAGAGUACCAGGAGGAGCAGAGUGACGCCGCUCAAAUACAACCGGAGCGGCGUACAAUCGGGCUACCGUCUGCCUUUGGUCGCAACGAAUGCAAGAUGCAGGGCCUGGGACCCCUCAUCACCAUCGAGAUGGAGCUUCGCAAAGGCCAGGCCCACGACGCCAUCCAGAAGCUUCGAGAGUAUAUCGGGAAGAAAUCCUCCAACAGUUCGCACGGUUGCAUUGGCUCAGAGCUCGAUGCCGACUUGAUCGAUGCCGCGAAGAGUUGA
Molecule: messenger RNA, 2367 nt
Organism: Coniophora puteana RWD-64-598 SS2
Lineage: Eukaryota; Fungi; Basidiomycota; Agaricomycetes; Boletales; Coniophoraceae
Exons: 9
Coding region: 1-2367 (788 amino acids)
Source: RefSeq, a predicted model, not a curated record